Molecule: messenger RNA, 390 nt
Organism: Manacus vitellinus (golden-collared manakin)
Lineage: Eukaryota; Metazoa; Chordata; Aves; Passeriformes; Pipridae
Gene: SERPING1
Product: serpin family G member 1
Exons: 3
Coding region: 1-390 (129 amino acids)
Source: RefSeq, a predicted model, not a curated record
AUGACCAGCACCAAGUACCCAGUGGCCUCGUUCACAAACUCCCGCCUGCAGGUCCAGGUGGGGAGGCUGGAGCUGAGCGAUGGGCUGAGCCUGGUGGUGCUGCUGCCGCGGGGGCCCCUGGGGGCGCUGGAGACCCUGGAGCGGUCACUGGACCCCCCCACCUUCCUGGCCCUGCUGCGGCGGGCGGCCCAGACGCCCCCUCGGGCCACCGCGCUGGCCCUGCCCCGGAUGCACCUCGACCUCACCCUGGACGUGGUGCCCCUGGUCCACGACAUGGAUGAGAUGCAAACGAACCACGGCUCCCCCGCCCACGUGACCCGAGCGCCUCACGUGAUUAGGGAGCGCCACGUGACGCGGGCGCCUCGCGCUCCCGCUGUCGCGUCGCUCUGA